This is a messenger RNA of Patella vulgata (common limpet), 3264 nucleotides long. RefSeq lists its product as uncharacterized. The transcript is spliced from 8 exons. Bases 1 to 1374 code for a protein of 457 amino acids. The record is from RefSeq and is a predicted model, not a curated record. NCBI's taxonomy places the organism in Eukaryota, Metazoa, Mollusca, Gastropoda, Patellidae.
AUGUGGCCCAUGUUCUCGAGGACUGUUGAUGGUGAAAAGAUAUGGAUAGAUGUUGGAACAAGACCGGAUUCAGAUUCAUCGAGUGAUGAGCCAUAUCCAUUUGACGUAAUUAAAGAUAAAGCUGAAUACCAUGUAUUUAAAAAUGGCAACAAAUUGUACCUCGCUGUAAAAGACAAAAACGUUCAUAAGUACAAUUAUAUUGAAUUUACGCUGUAUAUAAAUAAUAGAAAACGGACUCCUGUUGUAUCCAAAAAUAACUGUGUUAUAAAUUAUACAUCAAAUGGUUGGUGUAUUUACAAUAUUCCUGAUUUGUGCACCGAUGGUAUAAAAGAAGGACCAUCCGUUGUACAUCUGGUUGUUGGUGAUACGAUAUGUUAUAAAGCUGGGAUUAUAGUACGAGACCUCUGGGGAAACUAUAUUAUUGAAACGUCAGUUGACCUGUCUACGACUGAUGAAAAAGACAUUAAAGUGGUAUUUAAUGGAGUGGAAGAUGACUAUGACUGUGAAAAGUUACCUGAACCUGGAAUCAAUAUAUAUAAACUGCAAACAGCUAAACGCGAACGUGAAUUUAUCAGUUUGGAUGAUUGGCUAGAAAAUCUGAACAUAAGUAGACCACCGACACCAGUUCCAGGUCAAGAUAAAAGUGAUAGUGACCAUGUAAACUUUGAUGUGUUCUCUGAGACAGUUGAUGGUGAAAAGAUAUGGAUAGAUGUUGGAACAAGACCGGAUUCAGAUUCAGAUUCAUCGAGUGAUGAGCCAUAUCGAUUUGACGUAAAUAAAGAAGCAUACCAUGUAUUUAAAAAUGGCGACAAAUUGUACCUCGCGGUAAAAGACAAAAACGUUCAUAAGUACAAUUAUAUUGAAUUUACGCUGUAUAUAAAUAAUAGAAAACGGACUCCUGUUGUAUCCAAAAAUAACUGUGUUAUAAAUUAUACAUCAAAUGGUUGGUGUAUUUACAAUAUUCCUGAUUUGUGCACCGAUGGUAUAAAAGAAGGACCAUCCGUUGUACAUCUGGUUGUUGGUGAUACGAUAUGUUAUAAAGCUGGGAUUAUAGUACGAGACCUCUGGGGAAACUAUAUUAUUGAAACGUCAGUUGACCUGUCUACGACUGAUGAAAAAGACAUUAAAGUGGUAUUUAAUGGAGUGGAAGAUGACUAUGACUGUGAAAAGUUACCUGAACCUGGAAUCAAUAUAUAUAAACUGCAAACAGCUAAACGCGAACGUGAAUUUAUCAGUUUGGAUGAUUGGCUAGAAAAUCUGAACAUAAGUAGACCACCGACACCAGUUCCAGGUCAAGAUAAAAGUGAUAGUGACCAUGUAAACUUUGAUGGAGUCAAGGCUGGAAGGCAACUGAAGAAAAUCAGUAUUAACUAAAGAUCACUAAACUUACCUAACAACACAACAAAUACCAGAAGGGAAAUCUUCAGCAAAAAACAGAUACAUUUGAAUACAGUGUAACAUCUAAUUCUCUACACCCGUUAAUAAAUUAUUACUAUGAUACACUCUGAGAAGAAGUCGAGCUACUUCAACUGGACAAAUUAACUGAUUACUAGAAAUCUGAAGGAGCUGCUAAUGCCUCAACAUCGUCUCACAGUUUACAAACAGAACAGGUUUGUUUAAUGCCUAAAGUGAUAAUAUGCAAAAAUAUAAAACAUGUUCGGAAAAUUGUUCUUGCGGAUGAUUUCACAGAAAGCACUUUGUUUGACUAUUAUGAAGAUGAUGAUGACGGAGAUAAUGAUAAAGAUAUAGAAUGUGUACAUGUGUUGACUAAUAGUUCAUUUACCGAGUGUAUUGAUAAAUAGUCUGUUUAUCAACAUAUGGAGUGUAUUGUUUAUCAACAUAUUGAGUGUACUGUUUAUCAACAUAUUGAGUGUAGGCUAUUGAUAAAGAAUUGGGUGAAAAAACAUAUUUAGUGUACUGAAAAAUAAUUUUUUAUCAACUUAUCGAUUGUAUUGAUAACUUUUGUUGAUCACCAUAUUGACUGCAUUAGAUAAAGUGUUAUAAACUUGUUGAGUGCAUUGAUACAUAUAGAGAAUCUCUUAUCAGUCUUUUUUAAUAUCAAAAAAUAUCAACACAAGUUGAUAAAGUAACAAAAAACAAGGCUCUGCCGAGUUUUUUUUUACUUUAUCAACGAGUGUUGAUAUUUUUUGAUAUAAAAAAAGACGAGUAGGUGAUUUUAUUUAUCACCCAAUCCCUUCUUUUAAAAUUAUGUGUCUUAAAGAUACAUUAUGGGAGAUUUUAAUAGAGAGUUGGCCAUUCUUGCUGUAAAAGUCCAAAAAUAGAUGAUGAAAGAGGACUAUAUUGAAAAUUUCAGUCAAACUACUUUAUUCUGAACAAAGUUAUCACCAUUGUAAUUUUUGACUAGAAAUAGGUGUCAACUCUCUCUUCGCCAUCUCAGAGAAUGGCCGAUCGUUUGAUUGACAGGCGUUAACUCCACCGACACAAGUUAAUAAGGUAAUUUAACAAGGCUCUGCCGAGUUUUUUUUACUUUAUCAACGAGUGUUGAUAUUUUUUGAUAUAAAAAAAGACGAGUAGGUGUUUUAAUGUAUCACCCAAUCCCUUCUUACAUCCACAAAUAGAUAAAUAUAAUUCUUUGCUGUAGAUUUCACUUUUACUGAACAUUACGGCGUAGUGAUACAUCAUUUUUGACAGCAAUUCAACCAUUGCAAAGUCUUUUAUAUUGACCCAGUGUUUCCAUCAAGUUCAAUUGAAUAACAAUAGUUCAUUUUUAAUAAUAAAAAAAAGUUACGUUUAAUAAGAAAUGAACUGUUCUUUGAAAAUAAAAAAAGUAGUUCCUUUUCAACUGACCAAUCAAAUUCAUGUAAAGCGAUAUCUCCUUAGGAGAUAUCGCAGUAGAUUAUGAAAUAUAUCACACAAGCGAUAUCUACUGUAGAAUGUAUUUGGAUGAUAAAAUUUAUUUAGUGUUAAGAAAUGUUUGUUUAUCAGCUUAUAGACUGUAUUGAUAUAGUAUUACAAACUUUUAUCAAUAUUACUGUAAAUAAUUUUAUGUUUAUUUUCUUAACUAUAGUGUGAAUAAUAUGUUCAUUUUAUCAACUAUAGUGUAUCAAGUGUAUUGUUAAAUUUUGUUGAUCACAAUAUUGACUGUAUUGAUAAAGUGUUAUAAACAUAUUGAGUGCAUUGAUACAUAGUUUAUUCAGUGUUAUGAAGUGUUUAUCAGCUUAUUGACUGUAUGUAUAAUUUUUUCAUUUAAUCAACUAUAGUGUACAUGGCGUAUUGCUCAUUAGUUAAAAUAACUUAUUGUUC